Messenger RNA from Trypanosoma grayi, 552 nucleotides. Its product is annotated as putative ecotin. The transcript has a single exon. Gene Ontology annotation, molecular function: hydrolase activity. The annotation marks the transcript as partial. The record is from RefSeq and is a predicted model, not a curated record. NCBI's taxonomy places the organism in Eukaryota, Euglenozoa, Kinetoplastea, Trypanosomatida, Trypanosomatidae.
GGCCGCGUGACGUCGGGUCUGCCGCAACAUCCGCUGACGUCGGGCCUCAUGGACGACUUCCCGGAGGUCACCGGCAUGGGAUCCUUUGCCGACACGCUGGAUUACAUUCAGCGCCACUACAGCAACCGCGCUGCGGAAGCCCCUGUUGCAGCCGGAGAGAAAAAGAAUCCGGACUGGGUGGCCAGCGCCCAUGGGGACUCCGACUCCACAACAGAGUCUGACGAUGACGAGGACGAAGAAGACAGGAAUAAUCUGCACAAUCGCGCCACACUCGACAUUUAUCUGCCUGUCCCACUUGACUCCCUCUUCCGCAUGAUGGAUCAGGAGAAGAUGAUAUCCAGACGCUCAAGAUUAAGAAAUAAGAAGUUCCCCAUUGUGAUCUCCCUCAACGGUGGCGCGUGGAUCAUUGGCAGCCACUUCUGGAGCUUUCUUGUGGCACGGCUUCUUGCCGCACGUGGGUAUGUUGUGUUCUGCCCCGACUACCGCAACUUCCCGCAGACAGACAUGGAGGGUAUGGUGCUCGACGUGUCGGAUGCAAUUCGGUGGGUACUU